Messenger RNA from Triticum dicoccoides, 695 nucleotides. Its product is annotated as 60S ribosomal protein L5-1-like. Gene Ontology annotation, cellular component: cytosolic large ribosomal subunit; ribosome. Gene Ontology annotation, biological process: translation; ribosomal large subunit assembly. The coding region runs from base 144 to 695 and encodes 183 amino acids. The transcript has 5 exons. The record is from RefSeq and is a predicted model, not a curated record. Gene Ontology annotation, molecular function: structural constituent of ribosome; 5S rRNA binding. Lineage: Eukaryota; Viridiplantae; Streptophyta; Magnoliopsida; Poales; Poaceae.
GCCGGUGUUGGCCUGCCCCGGCGAGGUUGGCGUGACCUGAAGGUUGGUGGUGGCUCAAUACGCUCUUGGAUCAGGACCUAUGAGGAGGGUGGGGCUCGGGCGCGAGGUACGGCAGGCUGCGCUCCACCUCUUCCUCGAGGAGCAUGUGCAAUGGGCGGACGGCAGCUUGUGCGGUGGUGCAGGGGCCUCAACGGGUGCACAAUGGGGACUCCAUCCAUCUCCUACGCACCGCAACCCUCCCCUUCUCGGCACAGCAGAAACAAGGAUGCCGAGGCGGUUCAGUUGCGAGGAAGAGUAGGAAGAUCGGGCGGAGAGGGUUUCACAUACCUCUUCUACACUUACAAGUGUUCCUUUCCAGGAUUUCCAUGGGGGCUUUGGAUGGUGGCCUUGAUAUUCCACACAGUGACAAGAGAUUUGUUGGCUUCAAGAAGGAUGAGAAGCAGCUGGACACUGAGAUUAACCGCAACUACAUUUAUGAAGAUCAUGUUGCAAACUACAUGAAGUCAAUAGCUGAUGCAGAACCUGAGAAGUACCAAUUUCACUUUAGUGAGUACAUCAAGAAGGGGAUUGCGGCUGAUGACAUGGAAGCACUGCACAAGAAGGUUCGUGCUACCAUUCGUGCUGAUCCUACCAUGGCAAAAUCAACCAAGGAACCUCCAAAGACGCACAAGAGGUAUAAUCUCAAGAAGCAGUGA